Messenger RNA from Schistosoma haematobium, 8556 nucleotides. RefSeq names its product Solute carrier 2, facilitated glucose transporter member 4, variant 2. The transcript has 4 exons. The coding region runs from base 3736 to 4464 and encodes 242 amino acids. Gene Ontology annotation, biological process: monosaccharide transmembrane transport. Gene Ontology annotation, cellular component: membrane. The record is from RefSeq and is a predicted model, not a curated record. Gene Ontology annotation, molecular function: hexose transmembrane transporter activity. NCBI's taxonomy places the organism in Eukaryota, Metazoa, Platyhelminthes, Trematoda, Strigeidida, Schistosomatidae.
CAACAGACUGGAUUUUGUAAGGAUUGAUCGUGCACAGACCAAAUCACGAUACUACAGAUCAUUGUUGAACAAUCAAUUGAAUGGAAUUAGUUACGAUACAUCAACUUCAUUAAUUAUGCAAAAGUUUUUGACAGUAUGGAUACGAGAAUCUGAUGGAACCUUCUUUGAUACCGUGAAGUAUCUGGGAAGAUCAUCAACAUCAUACGGAAUUCUCAUGAUGGACUACACUGUAAAGUUGUGCUUGAAUGACAGCUCAUAGAUGCGUUCUAAGUAAAUAUCAGAUCAGACAAGUUUGAUUACUCUCCCUCUUUCUCUUUCUUCCAGUGGUCGGCUGGAUUAUGAAGACCUCAAUACCCGAGGCGAAGCACAGGAUACAAUGGACCGAUUGGAUGCAACUAGACGAGUUGGACUUCGUAGGUGACCUAGCAAUUUAUCCCAUACACACGAACAAAUGCGGGUCAAGACAAGCAGUACAUCAGAAGCCUCUACAUCAGUAGGCUUCAACAUAUACAAGGGAAAAACCAAAACUCUCAAAUACAGCACAGAGAACACCAACCAAACCACACUUGAUGGACAAAUUCUGAAAGAUGUGGAAUCUUUCACGUACCUGUUGGUGAAACUUUGAGAACUACCAUAACCAUCAUGUACAAGUAUUUGUAAAUAACUGUCUACGUAAGAUACUCGGUGUCUGUUGUUCGGAUACCAUCAGCAACAGUCUACUGUGAGAGAGAACAAACCAACUUUCAGCUGAAGAGGAAUUUAGGAAAAUGAGUUGGAUGUGGAUAGGACAUACAUUGCGGAAAUCACUAAACUGCAUCACGAAGCAUGCACUAACUUGGAAUCCUAAAGGAAAACGGAAAAGAAGGGCAACAAACACAUUGCAUCGAGAAUUGGAAGCAUACAUGGAAAAAAUGAGUAGUAAGUGGAAAAAACUGGAAAGGAUUGUCCAGAGAAAGGUUGGAUGGAGAACCCUAGUGGAUGACUUAUUCUGUUCUACUAAGGAUAACAGGCAUAAAAUAACGGUAUCACAGGGAAACUUGUUUUAACUGUCAUUAUAACAUGUAUUGGAUCAUCAUUUCUAAUCGGAUACAAUCUUGGAGUUUUGAAUCUACCAAGAAAGAAUAUUGAAACAUAUUUCAAUGAGACAGUUGUUCCAAAUACUCCAGAAUUAGAUUCAAACUUCUUCUACACUCAUGUCAGUACAAUAUUUGUAGUUGCCGCUGCGAUAGGAGCAUUCAGUUGUGGUUGGGUAGCUGAUGGAAUUGGUCGGUAAGUAGAAAAAAAUAUCAUCUCUAAUUGAUUGUUACUACGUUUUUUUAAAAGUAAUCAUUUCUUGACUUCAGAAUAAGAUUGGUUUUAGUGUUUUAGAACAUGUAAGACCUUAGAAUAUUAUUUCUCGAUCUACUGAAUAACUAAUCUUUAUCAAUUUCAAUGGUUAAGAUAAUGAGUCAGUUGAAGCUAGAUCACCAUGGAAAACCUGGAAGCACUGGACGGCCGUUUCGUCCUAUUGUGGGACUCCUCAGAGGUGCCAGGACGAAAUGGCCGUCCAGUGCUUUCAGGUUUUCCAUGGUGAUCUAGCUUCAACUGACUCAUGAUCCUAACCAUUGAAAUUACUAUAAUAUCCACAAAACCCAUCUGAUAUUAAUCUUUAUUACUUGAAGGAAAUUGAUUAUCGACAUGAAUAUUGAUAGAUUACGUAACAAAAAACGUAAUUUACAUAAUUUUUAUUUCAUUAAAACCUUUUCGAUUAAUGCUAUUCCAUGAGAUAAACAUAAUAACUGUAUUACUAAUUAUCUAUUUUGCAUAGAUAAGUAUUAAAUAAUUGCAAACUGUUUACUAUCAUAAAUCAGACUAUCCAACUAUCCAUGUAUGACCGUUAAACACGUGAAUAAAAUGUCAAUUAAACUGUUCAAUAGUUUAAAAUUUUGCGAUUAAUUAUGUUAACUGACCCUAGUGGUAUGUUUUAAUCGAUUUGUAAAGAGAUGUUUAAUGAUACUGUAUUUCAUUUGUUUAUAAGUUCAAUGACUGUUUCUCCUCUUCACUCGUUUCUUUUUUUUUAUUUACUGAUUCGAUAUAUGAUUAAUAGUGAAUAAAAACAAGUAACAUUAAUCUUAUUUGAGGCGAUAAGUUGAUAGAAUCAUGAAAUUUUGAACAAUUUUUUGGUAACCAGAAAACAUUGAUCAAGUGAUUUUCUUUUCGUAUUACUAUUUGUUUAUUUUAACACAUAGAUAUUGGUACAAGGAGUCACCGAACAGAUAUGCGUCAUAUAAAUCAUUCGAUUUGUGUGAGGGCUGGGAUACUAUUCGGGUGCCCAAACCGAAACAGGUAGUUUUCUUAGGGGACUACACCCGGAGCUUUCGACCUAAAGGUCUGAUCCACAAUGCAGUGGAGCAACGUUAGAUGCAGUCCCAUGGUAGCCGGUGACCAAUAAUUGGUUCGUACGCCACUUUUUCCCUUAGGAUCCUGGAGCGCAUGUGCACCAUUGGUUUGGAAUCAUGGUUUUCUAACUCCCGUAGAUGGAUGCACUAUCUCCAACAACCCGAUUUAAGUGCCGGACAUUCGCUUUUUGUCCUCUCAGUUUCGUAAACAACACCCCCGCCACGAGAAGGCAAUGAGUAGGACUUUGCUGGCAGUGGUUGUAUGCACGUGGCCAUGUGAGAGCAUUUCGAGAGGGAGGGUUGACUCUCCUCAUCAUCGACCGUAUCAGGCCAUUUGGGGGCAAAAAGUAUGUGUCGGAGUUGUUAUACCAACAAAAUAUUUUAGUCAGUGUAAACCUCUGUUAGAUCGAUUUUAUAUCCACACUAGUAAUUGCUUAUUUUACGAGGUUGAAUGGUCACAUUGAAUAUAUAUUCUCUGUCAAUAAUUACGGGAUUAUGUCUGUCAGCAUAAUUAGUAUAUAAAGCCAAUAGAUGUGGAAUGCCUGGCAGCAGGUUGAGAAAGUCGAAUCAAAGAGAACGGGAAUGUAAACAGAGAGUAAUUGUGAAAGCGAUGAAGGGACAAUGAAGUUUGAGACAAUUGAUAUAAGAUUCGCAAAUGAAGUAUUUAAUGUAUAGUUUUCACAUUUCACCAAAGAACUUUGCAAUUUUGUACUAAAAAGUAAAUUGGUUUUCCGCAUCUAAGUUUUCGUUCACUACUCUAGUAGUACCCACUGGAGUACUAGGAACAUAUAUCUUAAAUAUGGAAGUAAUUCUAUUUUAUCAUGAAAGAAUCCUUGAUGAGUUUAACCAUAUCAGCAUUAUUGGAUUAUGUUGAUUUGACAUACUUGAGUUUUGUUACUAUCUAUGCAGAUACUGUGAAAUAUACAGUUAUUUUAUUCAAUUUAUAAAACUUUUUGUCAUUCUCUCGACAUAAGAGUGACAGAGUAUUGAUCGAUUUCAAGCAAUUUCCUCUUCUGUUUUUUGUUGCUAAUAUUAUAGACGAAAUGGUUUAUUACUCAAUAAUGUUAUUGGCAUUAUCGGUGGUGUAAUUGUUGGUCCUUGUGUUCUUGUCCAGCAACCUGUGUUAUUAUAUGUUGGCCGUUUUGUUAUUGGUAUUAAUAGUGGCAUUACAAUUGGCAUAGCUUCACUUUAUUUAACUGAAGUGGCACCACGUGAUCUGCGUGGUGGUAUUGGUGCUUGUCAUCAGUUAGCUGUAACCAUUGGUAUUGCUUUCUCGUAUUUCAUUACAUUUUCAUUUCUGUUGAACACAAAAAAUCUAUGGCCACUUGCUGUUGCUUUGGGUGCUGUUCCAGCAGCUAUGUCAUUGGUUAUUUUACCAUUUUGUCCUGAAAGUCCACGAUUUUUAUACAUGAAAAAAAAUAAAGAAGCUGAGGCACGCAAAGCAUUUUUACAAUUAAAUGUUAAAGAAAAUGUUGAUACAUUCAUUGGUGAAUUGCGUGGAGAAAUUGAAGUUGCGAAAAAUCAACCAGUUUUUAAAUUUACACAAUUAUUUACACAAAAAGAUCUUCGAAUGCCAGUGCUUAUUGCUUGCCUAAUCCAAGUUUUACAACAAUUAUCCGGAAUUAAUGCGGUUAUAACAUAUUCAUCUCUUAUGUUAGAAUUAGCUGGUAUUCCUGAUAUGUACUUACAAUAUUGUGUCUUUGCUAUUGGAGUUCUUAAUGUUAUCGUAACUGUAGUCUCUGUUCCACUAAUCGAACGUGCUGGACGUCGUACUUUAUUAUUAUGGCCUACAGUAUCAUUAGCUUUAUCCUUAUUAUUACUUACAAUAUUUGUUAAUUUGGCAUAUUCUGGUCCGGUAGGUGCGAGAUCUGCUAUGGGUAUAAUAUCGAUCAUUUUGAUAUUAGUUUAUAUAUGCAGUUUUGCACUCGGCUUAGGUCCAGUUCCUGCAUUAAUUGUAUCAGAAAUAUUUAGACAAAGUCCACGUGCUGCAGCUUAUUCACUUAGUCAAUCAAUUCAAUGGUUAUCAAAUCUGAUUGUGUUAUGUAGUUAUCCUGUUAUACAGGUAAGUGAAUUAUCUUUGUUAUGAUAAAGAUAGAUUUGAUCAAGUAUUCCUUAUUGAACUUUAUAUAUAUAUUUAUUCUACUAUGCAAAAUAUUGAGUGACCAUAAAUGGAAAUGUUAUCAUAAAGAAAAUUGUACAACUUAUCAAAUUCAUACUUACCAAGUCAGUCAGUAACAACGUAGGACUUCGUACGUACGUACAUCAGUUCGAAUUGCCAUGCUACAUUAGUACAGAGAUGCAGUUGUCGAUUCAAAUCCCGUAGUGGUAGAGGUAGUAAGAGUAUAAGCAGUAAUCGGGAAAAUUAGUGUUUGGAGAUGUUGUUUAAAGAGUAUGAUCCAGUGAAAUAAAUUUGGAAAGAGGAAAAAAGGGACAUGAAGAAUUCAGAAGAUUAGAAUUUGGGAGAACACAAAGAGUGGAUGCACCUACGCCAUUGCAAACGAUUUUGAGCCAUGUCAUUCAGGGUCUCUAACCAUCGGUUGCUAUCAUCUCGCGGUCCCCAACCAGGUAGUCUAUACCUACCAACAUGACUCAGUCCACUUGUCAGUGACUUCAUGGACUUGUGCCAUGUUUCGGUCUGGCCGCUCCUAGCUUUCUUCCAACCUACUCCUAUACCACUGAACAUAGCACGUCGAGGCAGUCGGUUGUUGGGCAUACGUAACACGUGGCUCAGCCAUCUCAACUGAUGAAGUUUCACCACUUCAUCAAUCGAUUUGCCAUCCUUACCUAGUACCCGUUUCCUAACAACUGCGUUACUUACUCGAUGGUCCCAGGAUAUACGAGCAAUGUUUCGAAGACACCUAUGAUCGAAUACUAGUAACCUACGAAUGUCCUCUACUCUUACCGGCCACGUUUCACUGCCAUAAAGUAGGACGGAACGAACUGCUGCGCAGUAAACACGUCCUUUGGUUGAUAGACGGAUAUCUCGCCUACGCCAUAAAUGACGCAAGUUGGCAAAAGCUAGUACCAAGUAUCAACUUUGUGAUGCUCCUUUUUCUGUAAACUGACAUUAUCAUUACAUGUGCGCCAACCACCAAUUUCAAUGACAAUUUUGUUAGUGAUUCUUUACAGACCAGUUUAAUAUAGUCCUUACAAAUUUGUAAAGACAGUUGUAUUGUAUGAAUAUUGAUAAUCAUUAAUCUAAUUUGUGCCUGAAAAAAUUGUCUAGUAUUUGUAUUGUUUGGAUUUGCGAAAAAAAGAUGCUACAAUAAUACGAAAUCUCGGAAUAACUGGAAAGAUUUAAAAUGCUUUGCAUUAAGGCGGUUAACAUUCAGUUAUAUCCUGCUAGGUUUAACUAAACGUAUAUCUCCAAGUUCUGUGCAUUUAACCUGUUAGAUGAACUAAUCUCACAGUGAGAUUACUAUAUUCAUUUUUCAAAGAUAUCAUACAAUAAUAAUGAAAUAUUUUUUCUAUUCGUUGCUACAAUUUAAUAUAUUUAAACUAUUUUUUUUGUAUAUCUUACAUUUUGCUUUAUCUGUUCAGAAAAACAUCGGUGGUUAUUCAUUUUUGCCCUUCCUUGUGGUCGUUGUGAUUUGCUGGAUCUUCUUUUUCCUGUUUAUGCCAGAAACUAAAAAUCGGACAUUUGAUGACGUUGCAUGUGAUCUUGCAUUUGGAGGUAUUGUUGUAGGCAAACGUACUACAGCUUUAGAAGAUCGUAACCUUACUGUAUUCACUAAACAGGGUAAUAAUGACGGUCCAGCUUCUGAGUCAUUACUUUAUCCUCGAAGUGAUAAUGACAAAGGUAUGUAUGCAUAGAGGAGUUUUUGGAGUAUGUUUACAGAAAAUUGUUGGUUAAACUGAAAAAGAAAUCAUAGACACUUCAUUGAGUUUUUAUUCUAGGGAAUUAGUGUAUGCACCUUCCAUUUUAUAUAAAUAUAACAUAUAUAUGUACGCUAUUACAUAUGUGUAUAAUUUCAAUUCAUUAUAUAAUGUACGAAACAUGCAUAUAAUCUCCAUCUAUCAGGUUAUUUUCAUUAUUUUAAAUUAAUGUUGUCAUAGAAACACAAUGAUGAUCAUUUUUAGAUGCCGAUAUGAUAACUAUGUGUUUAUCAAUAUCUAUAUUUUGUGUGCUGUUCAUUCUUUAUCAUUUAUCUAUUUACCUUUCAUUUCUCUUUUAAUGUUAACGAUGAUGAUGAUUAUUAUUAUUAUGCACCAUAAACGUAUAAUUUUUAACUUAAGAAACAUAAUUUUCUUCACAGUUCUGCUCGUUUUGUUUUUGCUUAAUUUGUCCAAACCAACUUUUCUUUUUAAUGAAAAAAAUAUUAUGCAAUAUGAACAAUGAUUGUGCUCAUUGUAAUUCUACAAAGAGCAGAAUUGAACACUAAUGAUGUUUUAAAUAUUACACUAAAAAAAGAUUGAACAAUAAGAUGCAAAAAACUGAACAAACAGAGAUAACACACACACAAUUUUACUUACAUCAGGUAUCCUAAGUUGAUACUGUUCUAUCUCUUGUUACUUUUUACAUUUUACCUGGUGAAUUUACUUAUUUAAUAAACUUUGAAUGUAAACUUUGAUCUCUUAAAAUAUUAUUAUUAUAAUUAAUAUGAUUAUGACGAAUUUAAUUACUGUCCUUUAUCUCUUCAUCGCACAAAUUGUUGUAUAAUCCUUACAUUAUUAUUAUUAUCCAUAUUAUUAUUAUUAUCAUUACUAUUGAUAUAACUAUUAUUAUUGUCAUCUGAUUCAUAUUUUCCACAAGAUCUUGUUAACUGGUUGUAUCGAAUAAUUUCAUAUUCCGAUUAUUAAUAUUAUUAUUAUUACUUUUGUUAAUUGUUCGAAAGUUUUCUUUCUUUACAAAUCCUUUAUUUCAAAUACUUUGUUUCUUUCAAUGAAUUCCUGUGAUGAUGAUGAUGAUGAUGAUGAUAUUGUUUUAUAAGACAGGAUAACAAACAAACUGACAACAGUAAUGCAUAGUUUAUUUGUAAUUUUACAAAGAAAAAUGUUUGUCAAAUGUAUACAACUUCAUUGGAUUCUAUGUGUGUGUGUGUGUGGUGUGGUUUUUUUUCAAAUGAUACCUGCUUCUGUAAUCAAUUUCUAAAGUAAAAUUUAUACAUCAUAUGUGUACCAUAUUUUUAUGUGUUAAUUACUCAUAGUUUUCAUGAUGGAUAUCUAUCUGGAAUAGUUUUGUAGUUGAUAGUGUUUUAGUUUUGACCAGAACUUUGUGUGUUUAUAUGAUUUAGAUUUCGUUUGGAUGAUUAUUGAUUUACUAUUCUUAUACCAUACCACACUAGAUAUCUAAAUAUCGGUCCUAAUGUAAAAUUCAAUUUUCCAAGAUUAUUGCCACUUGAGCCGAAUUUCCUCAUUAUAAAACGUAUCCUAUAAAUUCUUUAUGUGUGGCCGUCGAUAUUUCAUCCUAGGAGUUCGAAUUUUUUUUAUCAAUUGUCAAUCGUCACUUUAAAUAAUGGAAUAAUCGUGGUAGAUAAACUGUUAGGCUAGUUAAGUCAUAGAUAAAAUUUAUUGAUCACAAUAAGUGUCAAGAAUAGGAAACUUGUUUAGUAUUUAAGACAGAAGUUCAAGCGUUUUCUUAACUUGCAGAAAGAAUGUAUCACAUACAAGAGAUAACAAGUCAGCAUUAUUCCAUAACGUCAGCUUAACUGACUACAUAGAGCAAUAAAGAAAAUUGAAAGCUAAUCCAUAAUGAGUUUUCGGGCCAUUUUUGAAAUUGUGCCUGACUCCUAUUAAGAGUUAUUCAAUGAACAAGUUCUUAACCUCACCUUUGAUCCCUUGUCCAAAAACAAUAAUAUGGUAGAGAAGAAACGUUCAUAUUUCAUGAAAUACUGUUCAUUAAUUACGUGACCAUAUGAGAUAAAAAAAUUUUAUCACUCUUAAAAAGUCCCACUGAUGGCUCUCACAAGCUACAUGACAACAGUCCUACUAUGCUUGUUUUAAGAACGACCAUUGGGUGUCGAUUUUGUGCCAAUUAUCCUAACUUUUCUCUGAAAGUAGACAAUACAUUAAAUAUAUAUAUUUGAGCGGUCAUUGAAAUUAAAUCAAGUGUUAAGCCCUUAAUGACACAUUCAGUUAUGUGAUAGAUCGAAUGACAAUUUCAGAUUUGAUAACGAACAUUACUACUAACGUUUGUCAUCCCUAGUGAAGGAGCAUAGGCCGCCCACCAGCAUUCUCC